GGUGCACUUACCAAAGGUGACAGACGAGCAGCGACUGGGGCCGACUUAACGCAGUUUAAUUUUGACACGCCUUACGGCCGAUCUGCACUCAGGAACAUGUACCAAGCCAUUACUUUGGUAUGUCAGACAGCCUGUUUCGGGAUAAAAGAUAUUAGCGUAGUAACUAGCUAAAUUGUUUUUUAUUCUCGAUAUUUUUGACCAACUAGUUGGAUUUUACUAAAACAAUUAUUCCUCUCGCCCUCAUGGCCUCUUAGUCAAUAGCCCAUUCGGCCUUCGGCCUCAUGGGCUAUUGACUCAGAGCCCAUUCGGGCUCGAGGAAUAAUUGCUAAAAAUCCCACGUUGAAGCACCCCUCGGUUUUAAACCCUCUCCCGGAUCUAAGUCCAUCUCUUUGCUAACGAAGAUAUUACAUAUUCCGGAUACAAGUCCCCCGGAUAUAAUCCCCCCCUUCCCUAUUUAUAAGCCUACCCAAAACUCCUGAAGACGUUAUAUAAGCCCAGGCUUUUAACGUGAGAUUUUACGGUAUCGGUAUGUCAGAGGUGGUCACGAAUUAGAACCAUGUGUGCUUGUUGCUUGUGUCAUCUACGACCGAGCGUUUUUUAUUUGAACUUGGGACUUAUUUUGCCUUUUUUUUUCAGCAGUCCAUUUGUCCCGGAGUUGCCUUGUCUAAGGUUCUGUUAGCAGCACAAAUUCCCGACAAGCAUGAAUUCACAGAGUUUAACUCCAUCGCAAGGGUGAGUUUUACUUCGUUGGUCGCGAACGUGGUUAAAAUUCUUGUUUAAUUUCUCUCCUUAAAAGUGGAUUUGGAAACAAAAUUUAUGAUGUCAGAGACAAUUUUAUAUGGCAGUUAGGCAGCGAUAUUGCUUCAUAAAAAUUUUGGGCAACACGUGGGAAUGGAUAAAGGAAAAACGUCAUUUUGUAAUAACAUAUAAUGCGAUCAGUAAAAAAUGACUUGAUAGGAAAAAUUAGAGAGACCUUGAAUAGUGGCAACUCAAUACCCCAACAGCUAUUUUGUAACCACCAACAAUUUCUGCAGCUUUAGGAAACCUUUGUGGAAACAGGAGAUACAUUAGUAGCCUGUUUAUAAUAAUAAUAAGCAUUUGGAAAAAUGUAAGCUCCUUGUUUGUCUUGUCCCAUCGCGUUUCUUGCUCCUUAGCAUGGCGUAUUUGUACCACGUGACUAAAGCACUACAAAGCGCCCAUUUCGUUCGGUAGUCUAGCGCGCGCCAUAGACGAAACUAAACUCUGGUUAAGUCUGUCUACGAAAAAGCGCCGAAAUCCUUGUUCUGGGCCCCACUUGUGUACUAGGAUUUGAUUAUGCGCCAUGAUUGGCCUUUUAAAAAUGCCAUUGUCCAUUUGCCAAUCAGGUUGAAAAGAAACUGGAAACGCACUUCUGGCAAAACGCUUAUUCCGUUGUGGGCCCAGAACAAGGAUCUCGGCGCUGUUUCGCAGACAUUACUUGGAAUUGCCUCUCAGAAAUAUGAAAAAAUCAAAUCGGCAAGUUUAAAUUUACGCAACUCAGCAUAAAAGCGACUCUAGCAUAGGAGGAUUUGAAGAUUUUAGUACAGCAUAGGGUAGAAAACUUCAGCUGCACUAGCUUUAGUAUAGGCUAAGGGUUACAGGGUCCCGGCGGCACAUCCCCGCCCAAAAAAUCCUGAAAAGGUACCACCCCCCCCCCCGGGGGGGUUAGAUUACAUAUGCGACGUAGGCUAUUGGUAGUCCAGUUUCACAUUAGUGUUUACUUAUGAAGAAAGUCUUUCUCAAAGGUAGUCCAUUACAUUUACCGAGGUGUCCAAAUGACUGAAUUACUCUCAAGUUUAACAAAGCCCUGUUUUCUUUCGUUUCACAGCAAUGUCCAUGGGAGUAACAGACGCCAGUUUCGUGGUGAAAGACAAAGACGCCAGCGAUGUGGGAAAAUUUCUCAACCGUAUUUUGGGUCUUAGUGUGGAAAGACAAAAUUUGGUAAGUACAAAGAUCCUUCCUGUUUGGUGGCAAUGAAACGUACGUUUGAGGGGAAGUUCUGGGACUACCCUUGUUUCCUAACUUUUUCUGAUUUCUCAGUCUUCUUUUAUCAGUCGAUUUCCCACUCUUCUUUUAUCGAUCGAUUUCUAUAUCAGUCUUCUUUUAUCGUUCGAUUUCCCGCUCUUCUUUUAUCGAUCGAUUUCUCAGUCUUCUUUCAUCGUUCGAUUUCCCACUCUUCUUUUAUCGAUCGAUUUCUCAGUCUUCUUUUAUCGAUCGAUUUCUCAGUCUUCUUGUAUCGAUCGAUCGAUCGAUUUCUCAGUCUUCUUUUAUCGAUCGAUUUCUCAGUCUUCUUUUAUCGAUCGAUUUCUCAGUCUUUUUUUAUCGAUCGAUAUCUCAGUCUUCUUUUAUUGAUCGAUUUCUCAGUCUUCUUGUAUCGAUCGAUUUCUCAGUCUUCUUGUACCGAUCGAUUUCUCAGUCUUCUUGUAUCGAUCGAUUUCUCAGUCUUCUUUUAUCGAUCGAUUUCUCAGUCUUCUUUUAUUGAUCGAUUUCUCAGUCUUCUUUUAUCGGUCGAUUUCCCACUCUUCUUUUAUCGAUCGAUUUCUCAUUCUUCUUUUAUCGAUCGAUUUCUCAGUCUUCUUUUAUUGAUCGAUUUCUCAGUCUUCUUUUAUCGGUCGAUUUCCCACUCUUCUUUUAUCGAUCGAUUUCCCACUCUUCUUUUAUCGAUCGAUUUCUCAGUCUUCUUGUAUCGAUCGAUUUCUCAGUCUUCUUGUAUCGAUCGAUUUCUCAGUCUUCUUGUAUCGAUCGAUUUCUCAGUCUUCUUGUAUCGAUCGAUUUCUCAGUCUUCUUUUAUCGAUCGAUUUCUCAGUCUUCUUGUAUCGAUCGAUUUCUCAGUCUUCUUGUAUCGAUCGAUUUCUCAGUCUUCUUGUAUCGAUCGAUUUCUCAGUCUUCUUGUAUCGAUCGAUUUCUCAGUCUUCUUGUAUCGAUCGAUUUCCCACUCUUCUUUUAUCGAUCGAUUUCUCAGUCUUCUUUUAUCGUUCGAUUUCUCAGUCUUCUUGUAUCUUUGUCAGAACUAGUCGGCCAAACUGGUCAUAAUGAAAAUGAAAUGUUUACCAAAAACCCAUCACUGCCGCGCAUACAUUUUAGAGAUAAACAGAUCUGUCCGGAUAGUCCUGAUUGAAAGUGGAAUUCUCCUGGCGGUUGUACUGGUCUGGCCAGCCAGUUCUGACAAAUUGUAAGUGCCCUAAGACUUUCUGUUAUCGAGUUUCCUUUUUUGUUUCUGUUUUCUAUUUUCGUGGUGUUACUCAAUCAGUCGCGUUUUUAGCGCUCAUGGAAUUCGAAUUUUGAAUGAGUCUGAUAUCCAGAUUUUACCGCUCCUUCAGGGUAUAGGGAAGAGGAGAUGGCUGACACCACAAACUCGGCUUCGGUAUCUCAAAUAUAUAACUUUCUCCUCUACACCGGUAGCUCGCUAGUAUAGAACAGACGCUUCUGCCUUCCCAAGCUCACUAACCCAGUUUACACCCACUUUUCUGCUGCGCUACAUCUCACGUGACCACACCCCUUGUGCAAAGCACUUUGCGAUUUUUGCUCAUAAGAAAUGUUUCAUUGUCUCCUGUUUUAUUUGUAGUUAUUCUCGUACUUUUGUGAGUGCCUAAAUGCUGCAAUUGAAACUGCAAAGCGCGAAGGAAGGUAAGUAUUGUUUUUGUUACUGACCAGUUAAUUUCUAAGAAACUAAGUUCUUCACCCCGAAGCGUCGAUCUCUCAUAUUAAGCUUAGGGUCAAUAAAGCUUGGUUCUUGCACGAUAAGAAAUGUGUCGCAUGCAUCCUCGAAAAAACAUUGGUCUCGCAUUCAUACCCUGGACACAAAUGAAUAAUAUUGCGUGAUAAUUCUUAGGUAUAGUGAAGGCGUGACAGACGUAUCUGGAUCUUCAAUCACGAUGGUCGGCGCUGCCCAGCCUGUUUUUAGCGACUUUCAAAGAGGCCUCAUGGAAACAAAGUGAGUAGUCUUAAUGAAGAUAUGACCCUUCCCAGUCGUGAACGCAAUUUAAGCAAUUGCAAAUUUAGCCCGAAGUUACUAUUAAGUCAAUUCUUAAGGUCAUUCUUCUGUAGUAGAACCUGCAGUGAGAGUUUUGUCAAACUUUGCCGAUUGGAUGUUGUUUGAAAUAAAAUCGCGGGGUCCCCAAUCCCCUUACUCGUUUUGGAGCGCGAACAACUUGUAAGUGCGCAGUGAUUCCUUGAGAUACCAAGGGAGCUUCCGCAUCAACGACGGCGAUGGCAGCGAAAACGUCACUUUUAAAAUGAAUUUGAGUGGGUUUUUUUGGCGUGCUUAUUCCAGUUCAAUGACAGUGUCAAACUGUAGCGGGUGAAUUUCUUGGGGACCGCACUCAAGUUUAGAUAGAGAAGGAAAAAAAUUCUUCCUCGCUUGUUUACGUCCCCCAUAAACGUGAAAUUAGGCAUUUUCACAUCAUAGUUGUGCAGUGACGGCAACGAAAUGUAGAAAAAUGUGUGAUGCACGUGCGAAGUUGUUGUUUAGCUAAUAUAAACCUAAGCCCCGUGCAAACGGACGCAACUUAACAUUGUUGGCCAACAACUCCCAACAUUGUUGGAUGUUACAUGUUGCGUCCGUUUGCACAUCCUGUUGGAUGUUGUUGGAUGUUGUUGCGUGUUGUUGCGCAAAGUUUGAAACCGGUCAAACUUUUCAGCCAGCGACUCCCAACAUUUCUUUUCUUCCGUGAUCGCCGAAACGUAGCACAACAAUGUUGGAUCCGUUUGCACAACUCUUCCAACAUUGUUGGGGCCACGCACGCUCAUUACGCAUGGUUUACAAAGACUCAGGGGUUGUAUCCUUCCCACGAUGCACUGCAGGUCCCAACAUUGUUGGGAGUUGUUGCAUCCGUUUGCACACCACUGCCAACAUGCACGCAAUAACUCCCAACAUUGUUGGCGCAACAAUGUUGGGAGUUGUUGCGUCCGUUUGCACUCAGCCCUAUGAUUUUUUACCUUUCUGGUUGCAGUCGCCGUCGUCAUUAGGGACCUUAAGAUCCGACGACGGCGACGGCAACGGGAACGCCACAAAAGCAAUAGGUUUAAUUAGCAAAACAACAAUUUUGCAGGUGCAUCACGCUUUUUUGUACAUUUCUUUGCCGUCACUGCACGACACAGAGGAAGUACACAAGCGACGGCUAAAUUUCCUCUCUCUUUCUGUACUUGGCUAUGGUUCUUAGGAAUUCAACUUUAGGAUGGUUCGCCUACAUUUGAAGAAGUUAGUGACUUGGAGUAAUCGCGAUGAAGAUUGAAAGAACACGAAUUCACUUUUUCAGCGACGUUUUCUCUGCCGUCGCCGUCCUCGGAUCUUAAGGUCCCUAUUGCUAAAGCUCCCGACUAUGAUAAUAUUUAUGAGUACAUGUUUUGAACACGUUUCCGACGGUCGUCUCUCUUUGUACGGUAGAAAUUAGUCUUAAUUUAUUCAAGAAGAAGAACGUUACUGCUCAUUUUAAAAGAAGAGAAAAAAUAAUAGGUCACCGUUCUCGUUUACGAGAAAAUGAAGAUUUAACUCUCUGGGGAGCUCCAGUCUCAAGGCAAAAGCCGCCUUGUUUUAAGUGCGUGCGUCCUGUUAUGAUUGUUGGCGCGGGCUAAUCAAGCGUGAAGUAAUGCGCAAUGCAAUACGAAGGAAUAACCUGAAAUCCCGUCUCAGUUAUUUUCAUUUCUUUUUUCAGACGUAUGACUGUAAACGUUGAUCGCGGAAUAGGCUGGGAUUCGGCAGUGAAGCAGUUACAAGACAAUGGAAAAAACAAGUUUGACGGGUUUUAUUGUUCCAAAAGGGAACAGAAAGGGAGACGGCUUUACCUUCUAGCGAUACAAAAGGAAUCGUCCACCCAUCUUUUUAACAUUACAAGGUAAAUGUAAGGGCGAAAAACUGCUUUUCACCGAUGUGAACGCCCAAAAGUUCCAAUUUUAGGUUGGUUGGUUGGUUUAAAUACCGUAAAUCCUCUAUACAGCCCUGCCCUCUCUCUUAAAUAAGCACCUUCCCCUCUAACGUUUCAUCUGGACUAAUCCGGUAUGCUUCAUUAACCAGAUUCAGAGACUUGAAGUUGUGAUUUCUUCCUGUAAACGAUAAAGUACAUGCGAUUAAGCCUCCCAGGAUCUAAGCUCCCGGCGCGUCCAAACGAAUGAAAAUGAAUUCGAUUUAUUAUGACAUUUUGAAGCUUGCUUAAAAACCAGUAAAUGCUAAAGGUUUCUUGUUCAGCACUGCUAUAGAAUGUUUCGAAGCGCCUUUUCUAUUUCGGUUAUUAGCCCCUUCGUUUAUUAGCUCUCUUAAAACCCCUUAAGAAAAUGUAUAAACCCAGGGCUUAUAAGCGACAUAUUACGGUUGUGGAAUUUCUACCCAAAGAUAAUUUCCGCUUUUACUUCGUUUUGUUUUUGUGCAGACCAAACACAGGACGGUCUCCUUUUGAAGAAGAAAAAGCCGAUCUUCUGCACAAGUAUAAUAGGAUUUCAGUGGAAGAUGCAGGUAAGGGAGGCGGGCCUCGUCAGGCUAUCUUUUGUAUCUACCACCGGGAAGCCGUGUGAAAUCAGAAGUGCUGUCCGCGUGUUUUACUGUGAUUUGUUUGAAAUCUAGUACACUGCACGGGUGCCAGCCCGUCCUAAUUUGUAAAAGAUAGGCGAAUAUUCCUGGAGCUAAAUUCUUAAAAACUGUAGUUAUCUUCAAAAAGAGAAAUAAAAAUUCGUUGUCGUCUCGUUCUCCAUAAAACGUCGCUUUAGGGGGUUUCACGUCCUAGUCGUGCAGUGGACGUUAAAGAAAUGUACUAAAAAGCGUAGUGUACGUGUAGAGCUAUUGUUUUGUUCAUAAAAUGAAUUUUUUGAUGUUCUCGCUGCCGUCGUCGUUGUGGUUGCAGAGCUUUUGAAAUGAAUGCCAGUAAAUAAAAAAAAUUCUUUUGUUGUAACUUCAUGUUUUGCUAAUCGUUUAACAGGUUACACGAAAAGUAAAACUCGUAAAAUGUCAAGUACUUUGAUUGGUCAGGAACUAAAUACUGUUGUAUGCUUUUGAUUCAUUAGAAGCUGGAUGGAAAGCACGGUACGAAAGAACCAGAGAUCACUGUAUUCACGGAUUAGGCUGCAAGACUGGACCUUCUUGUAAAAGUAAGUGAAAACUUUAUUACAGUGGUGUAUUCCUUAGAAGUCUCCUUAAGAGACCACGAGGAAGUGACCCGACAAAAUGAUUUAAUCCUUCUUUAAACGAAUAACUCCGACAAUUUGUUAAUGAAUGAACGAAUAAACUUUAUGAACGUGUCAAUACAAUAUCUAGUAGAGAGGAAUCCCUCAUCUAAUAGGGGACACCUAAAGCGCGAUACAAUGGUGACAUUCAGUUGGAAUAAAACGAAUUUUUUAAAUUUACAGUGAGCACGAUACAGUGAAAAGUUAUCAACUUGUUAGUGGCCAGCUUUAAAAAAAUACGUAACGUUGAUGGGUAAUGUGGUCCAUGAUUAAGAUAUGGUCAUGCUAUCUUUCUUUAUCCCAUCCCAACCCAGCCCAUCCUAUCCUAUCCCAUCCCAUUCCAUUCCAUUCCGUCCUAUCCUGACCUGUUCAUUAGAAAGAAAAGACAGCAUAAUAGCAUUCUAAUAUCAAUACCUUAUAUGGUUACUUGGUAUUGGCCAUUUUGAGGUUGCGCGUCAGGUUCAGGUUGUUGGUAUGUCGAGAGCACUUUGAUCCCUUUUGGGACGCUAUGGCUUCACUCAUUGGCUGUUACGAGGUUGCGCAAGAAACUGGGUUAAAAUUUCUCUCGCAAAACAGUCCCAUAGUGCAAUUGGACCGACCACUCUGUGGUCAAGUGUGAUAUUUCACAUAUAUCUACAUGAAGUCAAGCGGCAACCAUAAAAUGGCUAAUCAUUGGAUCGAUGACCGUUUCUGGAAAAACUCCCAACCUCCGAACCCCUAACCCAUGUUUCUUUCCUAAAGCCACCCGUUAGGGAGAAACGAGAGUUAAGGUGGGUUGGGAAGGACCCAGAAACUGUAAAUAAUUCGACGAGAUCCCGUUUUUGUUUGUUUGUCAGCCGGCUGUCGCAUUACUCAGAUCCAUUUAUUGUGUGGUGGAAUUAUUCCUCUGUUGUCUGCGUUGGAGAUGGCCAUGGCUAAAAAUGCUGAUAAAAUUGGUCUCAGGUAAGUAACUCUUAAUCCCUUCGGUUCCAAAAGAACUGAUUAUCAAAAGCAUGAAUCGCUAUAAAAGCCAAAGCACUGCUAAAAAGGUUAUAUGUGAAUGGUCGCACAAUGUAUUCACAGUAUGUUUUAGCGGUUGAUAUUUUGUCCGUCUGGCGACUUCGGUUCCCGAGGCGUGAGUUUUGGUCGUGUCGUUGUGUUUGGUUCCUGUCGCCGAGCAGUUUUUCUUUUUACUUUUUGUUGCAGCAAGGAAAGUCGAUCUCUGAGAGUAGUCCGCGUUGAGCUAGAUAACGGUCAGCGGCUGGGAGGUCUGCGUUACCCAGAGCAACUCAUACCGGAAGCUACAUUGUUUCUGAAGGAGCAAAAGUUGCUCGACGCCGUUAUCGUAAGUAAAUAUUGAUCUGUAUAAAGAAAAGUGUAAAAAAUUCUCAUCACACAUUUUUGGCCAAGCACUCGUGUUAAAGAACAGUUCCCGACCGGUCCUUAAUUUUAGCAGCGUUGAACGAUUGAUAACCACCCUCAGUCAUCAUCAAGAACUCCUCUUACCCAAGAGUGACCAACAUUAAUUUUCUCCUAACAGUAAUAUUUAACAAUUAUUCCUCUCGCCUUCAUGGCCUCUGAGUCAAUAGCCCAUGAGGCCGAAGGCCAAAUGGGCUAUCGACUUAGAGGCCAUGAGGGCGAGAGGAAUAAUUUUUUUAGUAAAAUCCAACUAACUGGUCAAAAAUAUCGAGACAAAACAGGUUUAGCUGGUUAAAGCUAGACUUUAAUCCUUUUUUUGCCGCCAAAAAGCCCGCGCUUUUCGCUACUAGUUGGCUAUAACAUAUAGCCUAGUAGUAGCUCAACCAACCAGAACGCAGCAUUGAUAAUAGACCACUAGUUGGAUUUUACUAAAUAGAUUUAGCCAGGGCUAAAAGCGAAGCUCUGGUUAAUAAUACUUAUAAACAAGAAAAAUUAAAACGUGUAAUGCUAAACGGGGACGGCAAUGAAAAUGGCAUCAAGUUUAAUAGAUCUACUUAGCAAAAAAACAAAUUGCACGUGCAGCACGCUUUUUGUCUUUCUUUGCCGUUGUUUUGCACAACUACAACGCUGUUUUGUUGGACUAAAUCGUCAAACUUCCUAGCUACACAUUAUUUUUUAUGGAGGAAUUGUCGUAUGUGCUUACCCAAUAUUUUGUCUCCUGUGUUCAUGUUCCCUUUCAUUUUUCACUGCCCCUCAUUUUCACCUUGCUGGGCGUUCCUUGCUGGCCGCUAGCAUUUCUCAUUGUCUCACCGCCGCUUUGAAUUUUUAUGUUUUUCUUCCUACAAAAUUCGGCUGUAGCUCUUUCUCUGUUAUCCACGUGAAUGUAAACAUCAAAAAUAACAUCGAAAAAUACAUGACUUUGUACUUCUCACUUAGGGCAAAAUGUUGGCUUAGGGGAGGGGUAGGUGGGCAGUUUCCCAGAAGCGUGUAAUGAUCCAUAAUAUCAAUACGUAACCAAGAGAAAAGGUUAUAAGAAUUAAUAAAAUGUAACCAAAAGUUGAUCUUUUACCAAAUUCUCUGUUCUAAUUUUGUAAAGACAUACGUGAAGAAAAAGUCUGAAGAUUUUAUUUGUCUGUGGAUACUGGGUUUUCGUAGUACACAACAGAGAAUAAGUUUUAUUUUAACAUCGCAGCAUGAUCUUGUUACUUAUCUGAUAUUUAUUUCAAAUUAUUAAUAACCUGCGAGUUCAGCCUUCUCUCAUUGCCCCUGUUUCUGGGGACGUUAGCGAGAGUUUGGUUAAAAUUUUUAUCGUGCUUUACUACUGCUUCUAGGCUUCAACUUUGAACCGGGUUAGGUAUUGUUUUGACUUAAACGAUUAUCUUUUUUUUGUUGUUGUUUUUUUCCUUUAUUUUCUAGGACAAACAAAAUGGUGUUUUGAGUUCAACAGAACCUUCUCUUAGACAGCCAUCAAAAGCCAGCCGAGCGUUUGAGGAAGCGGAAACGCCCAUCAACCAAAGGACGUUAACUAAGGCUACUACUCCUCCUGUAACUAUAAAGAAUUUCUUUAAACCGAAGACUGUUGAACGAUCACCUGAGAGUAAUAAAAGUGCAUCAGAACAUCAGGAUGUUAAGGAAAAGAGCGGGGAAAAUGACUGCAAUGAGAUCGAAAAUCAAGAAAUCGAGAACAACGCCAAAAACAGCACGGAUGACAAACAAGCAACGACCAAAGUAAGUAAGAAGGAAGUCAAAUCAAUAUACUUUAAAUCGAAGGGAAGAAAAAAGGAAGAGCUCCCGGAAAAUAAAGGACCUUUCAAAGGUGCUGCUAUGUGUAAUGGUCUUGUGCGCCACCUUUCCGAACCCCUAUCGAAAGAGAACCUUCAAGGAAAAAACUCUUUGAAACGAACUAGUUCUGAAGCGUCGUCAAGGGCGAUUAAGCGACAGAAGCAAUCGAGUAUUUUGUCUUCGUUUGGGAAAAAGAGUGACAAAGAUUCUAAGGACCAAAUGGAGAAGGAAAUUCUCUGUCCUGUUUGUGGGGAGAAAUUUGCGAGCGGAUUGAAGAAUUCUGAUAUCAACAAACACAUCGACAAUUGUCUCAGUAAAUGA
Messenger RNA from Porites lobata, 10671 nucleotides. The record is from the annotation of a GenBank genome assembly. Lineage: Eukaryota; Metazoa; Cnidaria; Anthozoa; Scleractinia; Poritidae.